AUGGCUCUCGAGAGUCGUAACGAUACUAUGCUGAGGAUCAUGCCCGACGGGAAAUACACCUUGGAGGCAAUAAUGGUCAUUAUCUGCGCCACUAUCUCGCUCUACAAUGGCAUCGAGUUGCUUGCUCUAAUUUUCACCUCAUCCAGGAGACGCAGCGACCUAUAUUUCUGGGGUCUCACUGCGGCCUCUGUUGGUAUACUGCCAUACGCCGUUGGCUGGCUGAUCCUCUACCUCGACCUCGUUGGUGACGUGCCGGACAUGGUCAUCAACGAUAUCGGAUGGAUGCUCGUGACUACUGGUCAGGCCCUUGUCCUGUACUCCCGACUUGAACUACUUGUCAAGAAUAAAAAAAUCCUGUGCUUUACCAAGUGGAUGAUUAUUGUCAAUGCUGCCAUUUGGCACAGCGCAAUCACCGUCCUCAUCUUCGUCAUUGGCCGCCAACAGAGACUCGACCACAACGCUGCAUAUGUCAAGGUUGAAAAAGUUCAACUGACAGUAUUCUGUGUACAGAACUUCGUCCUGUCUGGUAUUUACCUUUGGAAAACGACCAGGAUCAUCAGGACGAAAGAUCCUCAACGCCGAACCAGCCGUGUCCUAUGGCAUCUUGUCUUCAUCAAUGUACUGCUUAUUCUCAUCGACGUCGCGCUGCUCGCAGUCGGCUUUACCAACAAUCUCCUUUGGCAGCAAGGCGUAAAGGCGGUCGGAUAUUCAGUCAAACUCAAGCUCGAAUUUGCCAUACUGGGAAAGCUUAGCGAUUAUCUUUACAAAGGAGGGGAACUGGUGACUGAUUCUCCCAUGUUUGGAUUUGUGGAAAUGGAGCCUGAGCCUCAACCCAAAUCAAAACCAGGGCGCCCGAUACCAGCUCCCGAAACGGCUAAUUUUGAAAGCAGCAGAAAGCCUUCAAGUGCUUCUGCUGCAGCGUCGUCACGACACCGAGAGUUUGUAUCGGACGAGACUGUCGUUGACAAAGGCAAGGGUGUGAUAAGGCGUACUUUGGAUAAGGGGAAAAGUUUAUAG
Messenger RNA from Fusarium graminearum PH-1, 1017 nucleotides. RefSeq lists its product as uncharacterized. The transcript has 3 exons. Bases 1 to 1017 code for a protein of 338 amino acids. NCBI's taxonomy places the organism in Eukaryota, Fungi, Ascomycota, Sordariomycetes, Hypocreales, Nectriaceae. The record is from RefSeq and is a predicted model, not a curated record.